Suillus subaureus is the source of this 984-nucleotide messenger RNA. RefSeq lists its product as uncharacterized. NCBI's taxonomy places the organism in Eukaryota, Fungi, Basidiomycota, Agaricomycetes, Boletales, Suillaceae. The transcript has 4 exons. The record is from RefSeq and is a predicted model, not a curated record. The coding region runs from base 1 to 984 and encodes 327 amino acids.
AUGCACUCUUCCUAUUCGCCACUUUUCACUUCAGGUCUUCUAGCGGAGCGACGGGCGGGUCUCUCGUCUGCACACAGCACCAACCUUCCGGUCGUCCCAUCAAGUUCAACGGGUACAUCUUACAAGGCACAUACUGCUGCUGCUAGUGAUCAUGCCUCGGCAUUUUAUUUCACUUUGCAAAUGGGACAAAGGGAUACCGUUGAAUUUCGGUCAUUCCUAUCCCUCGACCUGGCAGACUCCAAUCGCUCGAUUGCAGGUCACAGGCGCAAGCAUUCAAAUAUCUCAAAGUCUACUAGUUGGACUUGUACAACCGAUAAAACCUCAGCUCAUGACUUGUCACGAAUCGAAAGACCCGCUUUUGUCCGUCUUCCACCAUUACCUUCAGCAUGUGCACUCCACCGAUCGUCUCGUGAAUCCUUGAGGCAAAUUCCUUCUCCUAAACCUGCUCCGAUAUCAUCUACCUUACCCGAGCCCCCAACAUCCCUUGAUCGCGCCCCGAACUUCUCCCCUCCAUCAAAGCCACUUCCGUCUGCGACCAACACAUCUUUUCAACUCCCCUGGUCAUCCAUGCGCUCCUCGUCAAUCACUUCGCAUCAAAGACGAAAAAGUCGCAUGGAUGCUCUGGCAUGUCUCGAGGGUCGCUCUCGUGCUGCUAACCGCAUCCCGAGGUCGGGUCUACGAAAAAAUUUCAUGAGCAUGAGCGAUGAUGAGGAUGAUGAGGCUAAGGCGCUUUCAUCACUGGGAAAUAGUCCCUUCAUUCAAGUCGAGGAUUUCGGCUCGUUUGCAGAUAUCGAAGACGAAGGAGAUACGGUCAUCCAUCUCUCAAACAUCUUUCCCCCAAACAACCCACUUUUCCUCCCCCCGAAACGACAGAGAAGAAGCACUGUCGACACAUGGUUUCCUCUGAAAAGCUUCAUCGAUCUGAAAGACGAUGAUCUAUCAUGGAAUUGGCGGAGCUUUAUCGAGAUCGGCGGUGUCUCAUAA